AGUCAUCACUAUAAUUUUUUUCAAGAUGGCUGCCUGCAGCAUUUUCGAUGAGGAUGAAGUAUGCAUUCCUACUUCAUCUGGUGGAUUCAAGUACGGGUUGAUUGUGGAAAGUUCUGAAUACAUAAGCAGUGAUGAAGACGACAGUGAUGAUGAAAAUCGAGUCCAAAAGGGCCAAGUUAAAGUUGCAUGGCAUCCCAGAGGAGAUGAGACUGUCGUGCCUGAAAAUAAGGUAAUCCUUACAGACAGAUCAUUGAUGCCAGGGGAUGUUGUCCGUCGACUUAUCAGUGGAGAAGAGAGUCAGAGAGGCUUUGUCCAGAGUUGCAACAUUAAGUGCCAUGCCAAAGUUCUUGGUACAGAGCAUUAUAUUUACAACAUUGCAGCUAGAGAUGUAAAACGAAUACAGGAAUUUGAUACAGAACGAGAAGUGACCCUAGAUUCCUGGGUUGGUCAUGUCAUGGAAGUAACUGAAGAGAUAACUGUCCGAUUCCCAUGUGGGGCAAGAUGCAAGCUUAGCAAUGCAGGUGUGCUAAACCUUGAAGAUGUUCAAGACAAAAGACCAAAUCAUUCUGAAUUUUACAUAAGUAAUUUUUACCCAGGCCAGGUACUGGCUGGUAUAUAUGAGGACUAUGAAGAUGCUACCUGGAUACAAACAUCAAAUGUCAGAGGUCCAAAAUGUAAAGGGAAAUCACUCUUCACUGCAAGUGUAGUUGUAGAAGAGGUUAAAACCCAGAGUGUGGAAGUAAACUGGGUAUGUAAAGGGUUCACACAAACAGGUGCAGGGACAGACAAACUUAAAAGUCCACCCAAUGUUAUAGAAGGUGAAGAUCUGAAAAGGUUACGAAGAUUAGAUUGUUUCGAAUACUGCCAUAUGCUAAUUGGUGAUAAAGGAUAUUACACAAUCAAAGAGACUGAUACACUUCUUCAUAAAAUAUCUCCAAGGAAACAUGUCACACCUGAUAUUAUACAACUUAAAGCAAAAGAUAAUGUACUUGUAAUAGGUACAAGUGCUGAUGGGAUACAUAUUAAACAACUAGGCCAAGAGAAAAUUACAAGUGUUAAAGAACAAAACAAAAAGAAUAAUAUAGAUGAUAAUAACAAAGAAAAUUGUGAAACAAAUGAAGGAGAUACUAACAUUAAUGGUCAUGAUGAUGUAGAAGAAAAAGAACCAGUAGGGGAUGAUGAAUUUGAAGAUAUGGAGGACAGUGGUAGUGAUUCUAGUUCUGAAAAUGGUUCCGUCAAAUCAGGGCCAGGAAGUAGUCCUGUACCGCAGAGGAGGCAUCGAAUGAACCAGCAUGGUAAAGGUAGGACAUUGAGGAAGGUGAAAGGCAAAAAGACAAAGAAGAAAGCACACCAUAUUGAGAGAAAAGUUAAACCAGGUGAAAAAGUUCCUAUAGAGAUAUGGUACACUUUCUCUACCUGUAAUGUCAUGUGGCAGGAUGGCAGUGUAGAAGAAAAUGUUCCAUCACCAGAACUAUAUCCUAUUCAUCACUUAGAUGAGUUGGAGUUCUUCCCUGGAGAUUUUGUACAGGACAGUAAAGGUAAUGCAAGCACAGAUUAUGGUGUUGUUGUAUGUAGUGACCACAAGGAGAGAACUGCUAUGGUGAAAUGGGUCAAACCUUAUGUCUCUGGGAAAUCCACUGGAAACAAACCAGAAGAAACAGAGCCAGUUGAGUUGAGUGUAUUUGAUAUCAAGGAUCAUCCAGAUUACAAGUUUCGAUGUCGCCACACUGUCAUCAGGGUCGGAGGAUAUGAACCGGACAGUGACUAUGAAGCUGUAGGCCAAGUGUAUAGAAUAGAUCCUGAGGGAACAAUACAAGUAUGGUGGCCUAACAGGGUCAUAACAAAAUGCUAUCCAUCUGACCUCUAUAUUAUUGGAGAAGAGUUUCAGAGUGAAUCAGGAAGUGAAUCAGAAUGGACAGAUGAAGGUGAAGAAGAGGAAGAAGAAGAAGAAGAAGAUGGAAGUGAUGUUAGCUGGGAAACAGAAAAUGAGGAAACAGCCACUGAUACAGACACUGAAUCAAAGAAAACCAAAUCCAAGCAGUUGUGGACUGUUAGUGAUAGCAAGAAGAAAGAGUUGGAUGAUCUACUUGACAGAGCUCAAGCAGCUGUAUCUGGGCUACUUAAUAUUUUUGUCAAUGUUGCUGGACCCUUCUUCAAAAACUCUCGUCAAGUUUUCCAUGACAUUCUUGCAAUAUUUAAACGCUGUAAAGAAGUUGAAAAGAUCUUAAAGUCCUCGUUUUUUGAGGAUGAAGAAAUAUCAGGGUUGAUUGCUGAUAUUAAAUUUGAACUAAGGAAAGAAAAAACUGCAAAGCUUGCUAGGCAUAUUGCUCAAGUGUAUAAAUAUAGGAAUAUGACAACAGAGAAUGCAAAUGAAACCGUAAAAGACUCGGACAAAACUGAAAAUGAUGAAGUACAUUCUGAGAUUAAGAAAGAAAUGGAAGACUCUUGCACAGAACAAGGAGCAGUUGGUGGGAAAAUUGAGUCCAGUGAAGAGAGUGAGGUAUGUAAAAGAUUAAAGAAAGCUCUUAUAGAGUAUGGUUCCAACAUAGUUGAUCCAAUUAUGCAGAUUAUAUUUGAUACCUCACUACAUGCCACUAUAAAUGAAAAUACUCAGAAAAAGAAAAGUGCUGAAUUGGAACCUGUGAUCAAAAAGUCAGCUGCUUCAAAUGAUGGAGCUGUUGCCCAAGAAGAUAGUGCUAAUGUUGAAGAACUUGUAAAUAGUUUAUCAGCAGGUGAUAUUAUACAAACUGUGAUUGAUUCAGUCUGUGAUAAGAGUGAUCAAGAAUUGCAUGCUGCAUUUGAGGCUGUUAAACAGAAAGUGCAGAUUGCUUGUGAAGGAAAAGACCAGGUAGUAAAGGAACAGGCAGAGCAGACUGGCCUGGGUGAGACAAAAGAUGAACAGUCUGCAGGAAAAGAAGAUUCUAAGUCGGCAGAACAGACUGGUUCUCUUGAAAUAGAUGACAAAUUUGAGGACCAAAUCUUACCUCCUAGUCAUAGAACAUUGUGUAUACAUGUCUGUAAAGCUCUUAAUGUUCGUCUUCUUCAUGUAAAACAAGAAGUUAAUAGAAAAUGGUUAGCUUUUAAAUUUGGAUGUGAUGACGAUGUCAGUGAUAUUGAACUUUUUGAGAAAAUGCAGGCUAAAAUGAUAGAAUCUGUGGAGAGUGGUAGAGGUCCACUACGUUUAGUUGCUGAUGAAAGUUCCGAACCAAAUCAGUUUGAAUAUUUAUUGGAAACAGAGAGUGUAAAAGAGGGUGAGAAUAUUGAAGAGAAACCACCUGCAUCGGAAAAUGAUAUUACUGACAAAACUGAAGAUAAAAUAGAAGAACCAGAUGAAACUAUUGAAACUGAAGUCAAAGAGGAAAGAGGAUUUGAAGUUUGUAGUGAAACACCAUUUAGUCACCAUUUUAGAUAUCAGGAUCAGAAGCCUUCCAACCAGAAAUCUUUCAAUGUAGCAGUGAGAAAAGAGUGGAUGUUAUUACGCACUAGUCUUCCAGAUGGAAUAUUUGUGAGAGUCUUUGAAGACAGGAUGGACCUAUUAUCAGUGAUGAUUAAAGGACCUGUAAAUACACCAUACGAGGAUGGAUUGUUUUUCUUUGAUGUCCAGUUACCUGCCAAUUUCCCAAAUUCACCACCAGUGUUCCAUUAUAUCUCCUUCUGUAAUGAACGUCUCAAUCCAAACCUGUACGAGGACGGUAAAGUCUGUGUCAGCCUGCUUGGUACCUGGACUGGAAAGGGUAAUGAACUCUGGACAAAUAAAUCAAGUGUGCUUCAAGUGCUUGUUUCAAUUCAAGGAUUGAUAUUAGUGCCUGAGCCAUAUUUUAAUGAGGCAGGGUAUGAAAAACAACGUGGCUCUCAACAUGGUCAGGAGAACAGCCGCAUGUACAAUGAAAUGGCUGUCUUAAAACUUGUACAGUCAAUGACAAAAAUGGCCGUCACACCACCGGAAAUUUUCAAGACAGAAACAAAAGAACAUCUACGCACACAUGCUUAUAGAUUGAUAGAAAGAGUGGAGAAUUUGGUAGAUUUUUCUAACAAGAGUAGACAGGUGACAUCUUCUGAACUUGAAAAUGGCUGUAUAUGUAAUGGAGACAAGGCAGAUUUUCCAGAAUCUCAGGAAUCUGAUUCAAUCAAACCAGGGGAAGUCACUCAGCCAAAACCCAACAAUACAGGGGAAGUAACUACACAGGAACCAAACAAUUCAGUAGAGAAAUCAACAGAAAAUGAGCGGGAAAUGACAAAGACAUCAGUAAACAAGUGUGAUACAGGACAUAUUUUAUUACCAGCAUCUAAAGGUUUCUGUAUUGCUGUCAAGAAAUACAUAGAAUGUUUUAAAGAGGUCCUCUCAGAGCAUGUAUUUAAUUCUGCAGCAUAAUGACUUCUGUAUGUAAAGAAGAUUGUUUAUAGUGCACAAACAAUGUUUAAAAGUUAUAAAGAUAAAUCAGGGAUAUGAUUGCUAUAUAUGGGUAGAAAAUGUAGUCAUCUAGAAGCAUUAAGAUAAUAGAGCUGAAUUAAUAAUUGUUAUCAUCUUGUGAUGACAUUAUAUUCUUGCAUAAGACAUCAAUGCCAAUUUAGAAUAAUCUUAAAUCUACUUUCUUCCUGCGUAAACACAAUUUUUCUUGUGAAUUAAAAUCCUUUUGUGGUCUUGUGAGAGAAAGAAAUGAAGAAACUUGCAUGAAAGACAGAGAUUCUGAAAUAGUCUAUGAAUUAAAAUAUGUGUUUUUUUUAUCAUUUGUUAAUACAAAUCAUUAGAGUGAAAAACAUUAGCAGAAGACAAUAUUAGAACUCUUUCAUAAUAAAAAUAUUGAAUUAUCAUUCCAGCUUUAAUUCAUAGCUAAUAUCUCACUUUAUAUUGCUUGUUCAUUAAAAAAAAAUACCCAAUAAAAAAUCCUGUGUAAUAUUCAUAAGGCUAUCCGGAAAUAAUAUUCGUUUUUCAGUUAGUUUGUUGGCAGUUUAGUUUCUACCCUGCUAUAAUGGUCUUAUACCCCUUGAACUGUCCGUUGUUAAUGUGUGGGAUUCUGAUAGAAAAAAUACUUUUAUGAAGCAAGUAACUAAAAAGACCACACAGAUAUGCAAGCUUGCACAGAUAUGCAGGCUUGUACAAAAAUUCAAGCAGGCACAGAUGUGAAGGCUGGUACCGAUAUGCAAACUGGUACCGAUAUGCAAACUGGUUCCGACUUGCAAACUGGUACCGUCAUGCAGGCUGGUACGGAUCUGCAGGCUGUUACAGAUGUGCAAACUGGUACCGAUAUGCAGGCUGGUACCGAUAUGCUGGCUGGUACUGGUACCAAUAUGCUGGCUGGUACUGAUAUGCAGGCUGUUACAAAUAUGCAGACUGGUACCGAUAUGUGAAGUGGUACUGAUAUGCAAGCAGGCAAAGAUGUGGAGACUGAAUCAGCUCUACAGUGUUGGCAUAGGCAUGUCACUGCUAGCAUAUCCAUAGGUAAAAAAUAACCCCCGAAAAACAUUAUUCUUAUUUAUUUAUCACUUUUUUGACAAAAGAAUUAAUUCUAACAGCUGUGAGUUCUUUAAAGAUGACCAAUACAAUGAAAAUAAAACAUAUAUUUUUUGGGUUUUUUAAUUACUUUCAGUUUGUGUGAUAUUCUUUUCUAAAAUUAAAAUGCGUGAUUAUUUAAUUUUUGUCAUUGCUCAUUGUUGACAGGUGUUUCUAGUGUGCUAUUAUUGUCAACAUUCCUCAAGGCAUUAUUGCUGUGUUUACAUGAUUGUCACUAUUUAAUGUUAUAUCGUCAUAUUAGAUGGAAUACUUCUGUGAUGAUACUUUACAGGUACCCCUUAAAGGGACUGUCCACUGAUAACUUCAUUUUUUUUUUUAAAAAGUGCAUGUACCUUCUUUCAAAGGAAGGUCUUACUUGCUCAGAAUAUAUUUGAUUUUGGUCACUUUCGUCUUAAUGAGUUGUUUCCCUUUACUUAAUGAUUCAUUUUUAUUUUUUU
Messenger RNA from Ruditapes philippinarum (Manila clam), 5949 nucleotides. RefSeq names its product (E3-independent) E2 ubiquitin-conjugating enzyme UBE2O-like. Bases 26 to 4372 code for a protein of 1448 amino acids. NCBI's taxonomy places the organism in Eukaryota, Metazoa, Mollusca, Bivalvia, Venerida, Veneridae. The transcript is spliced from 20 exons. The record is from RefSeq and is a predicted model, not a curated record.